Molecule: messenger RNA, 3045 nt
Organism: Eublepharis macularius
Lineage: Eukaryota; Metazoa; Chordata; Lepidosauria; Squamata; Eublepharidae
Gene: CCDC73
Product: coiled-coil domain containing 73
Exons: 16
Coding region: 1-3045 (1014 amino acids)
Source: RefSeq, a predicted model, not a curated record
AUGGAUGAAGACUUAAAUAAAGAAGUAGCUGCGUACUCUUUACAGAAUUCCUCAGGAGCUUUGCUUUCUAUUCAGCGAUUAGAUUUUAAAACAAGUUUUCUGGAGGUAGUUGAAGAAUUGCGUAUGAGAAGAGAGGCAGAAAUUAAUUAUGAGAAGCAAAUGAGUACGUUUGUUAUUGAAAAACAGGAACUUGAGUGGCAAAAGGAAGCGCUUCAAUAUCAGAUAGAAACAUUAAACAAGCAGCAUACAGAAGCCUUGACAGCAUUUAAAAAACAGUUUCAAGCAAGAAUAUUUGCUGUUGAAGAAGAAAAGGGGAGUUAUCUACUUGCUGAAGAAGCAAAAGCAAGAGAAAUUGAAGGACUGAAGGAAACAUUAAAAAUGUUACAGAUCUCAAAAUAUACCUUACAAAACAAGCUUAAUGAAGUGGAACAAACAUUACAGAUGCACAUGGUAGCAAAAGAAGAUCAUCAGAGGAGUCUGAAUGAAGUAGAGAAAUGCUAUGCAGUUAUUACAGGUCAAUUUGGAACAAUAAAAAGAGCACAUAAGAGAUUAGAGGAGAAUGUUGUAGAAGCAAUUCAGCUCAAUAAGAAAUUGACAGCAGUGAAUAAAAGACAAGAAUCUGAAACAGAUAACUUAAAAGAGGAACUUAAGAAAGUCACUGCAGACUUGAUAAGGUGCAAUGUCACUUGCCAGCACAGAGCAGCAGAAGAAAAUCUCAGUCUUACAUCAAAGGAACAGGAGUUUCAAAAGCUACAGCAAAAAAUAUCAAUGGAGACUGAAUUAAAGACAAAAAUCACUGAAGAAAAUGAAUACCUUAAAAAAGAGAAGCAGGAGAUGAUUACUUCUCUACAACAUAUGCAGCAACUGCUCUGUAGACAGACUGAAAUACAUCUCAGAAUGGAAAUGGAGUUGAAUGAACUGAAAGGAAAAUAUCAGACUCUUGAAAGAGAUAAUGAGCUGCAAAGGCAGAAGGCAAAAGAAAAUGAAGAAAAGUUCCUUAAUCUUCAGCAUGAAUAUGAGAAAGCUCAAGCAACUUGGAAAAAUGCAGCUGCAGAAAUGUCUACUGAAAAUGAAAUACACACCAGCCAAAAAGAAAAUAAAUAUGCCCAAACAACAUCAGAAGUUUCUAAUAAUCUUGAAUUAGAAAAAAUGAGAGUAAAAAAUACUGCGAUUCGCUGUUUGGAUUAUGAUGAAAUGCACACAGAACAAAAUUACGCAGAUAUAAAUGCAGGGGAAAUUAAUUUAAUUAACACUGAAGAUUUAGAUCGCUUUGAAAAUUGUGUGAAUGAAGAUGAUAUGGCUUGUCUUUGCAAACAAAACCAAAGGAAGGCUUCUGAAAGCGAGACCCUCUCCACACUCAAUUUCAUUACUCCACGGCUGACCUCUGGGUCAUUUGUUGCUGAGCGUGAAAAAGCAGCUGCUAACAAAACGGAAGACAAUUUUUUAUUUGAUGAAAUAUAUGCAAGAGUAGAAAUUCAGCCCCCAGAGAGUUGUCACCCCAUGAUACCAGUCAAAGAGCGCAAGACGUUCCCAGAAACACUCAUUUCCAAGACAAAUGAAAAUAUUAACAAUGCUCUUUAUGAAGGUUCCUUCAUGAGCCAGCCACUUACUAAAGAGUCCAAAGUACAGGACAACUCUGCUAGUGAGAAAACUACAAAUAACCACUCUAAGACCAAAACUAAUUCUGUCAUCCUGUCACAAACAGUAGAGCAUAAUAGCCUUAACUUCUACAAUGAUGGCUUAAAACAAUCUAGUGACAUUAGUACUAGUGAUAUUAAUAAAGCAGAAAAAAUGUCACCAAUUCACAGCACUGAUUGCCUAACCUCUAAUAUCUAUUUAUGUAAUCAGAUUAAUACUUACCCUGAAAAAAUACAUAUUGAUGAUCCAUGCAAAAAUAGUAACAGCUGUGAACUAAGCACAACUUGCAACACAACAGAAAAAAAUCCACAUUUGCAUGCUUCUUUCUGUAACAGUGUUGAUUUGAAUAUUCAUGUUACCAAUGAUGAGAAUACCAAUAAUAUACAUCUGGAAGGGAAUUUAAAUGUAAAUACUGAAAAACUAUCGAAAGAUAUCAAUAUAAAUGAAAUGCCAAGCAAAGAAUUAGAAGAUGAUAAUUCAAGACUGCCAGCAAUGAGUACAAACAGACCUAAGCAUACAAAUGAAGUUUUGCCUCUCAGCACUGAAAAUGUAUUUGAAUGUCAGGCUGUAGAACUGAAAAUGGACCAAAUUACCACAAAUAAACAAAAAGAAUACCAUGCUUCCAAAACUACUUGUGAACAAUUUCUUGUAGUUUGUGAUAAAGAAACUACUCUGUUAAAAGACAAUGAAGAAUCAUUAUGCAGUACAGUUACAGGAGAAAUGACUGAGGAAAAAAACAUAGAGGAAUUAUGUUCUUUAUCUAUAAAGACAUCUGGGUAUUUGUUAAAUGGAAAUGGAAAGUCAUCCUUUGAUCUGCCAAGUGAGGAUAAAACUGUAAAAAUUCCAACAUGCUUAGAUUUACCAAAAGGAUGUCAAGGUGAAAGUCAGUGUGCGUCUGUUUCAACUUCCAAAGCGCCUUUCCUUUUGAAAGAGCAACUAUGUACUCAAGAAAUAAAAAAUAAUCAUUCACAAAAAAUUGGUAAGAAUAUGAACAUGAAUGGUCCUGAAAAAGAAACAGCAGCUCCUAUCAGCAUUAAUAGACUUGCUGACACUCUGAAUACGGGAAGUAUCAAUCCAGGCCCCAAGAGAAAUCCCACUGACGAAUGGAAUGCAAUAGCAAAGACUUUUUAUGAACCUUAUUUUCCCACAGAACACGUCAAAACACAGUGUUCUUCACGACUGCAACAGAAGUCUUCUCAACUUGCCUUUGAAGGAAGUACUCUUGUGUUAAAUGAGAGCUCACACAACAGUGAAGAAAAAGAAUGGACUUCCCAAAAUGCUUUCAUAAAAAGAAAACUCAACAACAUUGAAAAUUUUCUGUAUUUAGAGAAGUUCUGUCAGCCAAGAAAGAGAAAGUAUAAGGACAACCCAGAAAAGGCAAUGAUGACCAAUAAAGCAGAAAUGUAA